AAGGGGGUGUGGUGGGGGUAGAAAAACUUGGUGGUCUAGUAUUUUUUUUUGGUGUGGUGGCUCCCCGAGCUAAUCUUAACGUUUAACAUAACAUCAGUAUUUUAACUAGGAUUUUCGUUUCAUGUGUUUAUAUUUUCAAUCUCAUGUUAUUGUCUAGCUGACGAAUCGACGGGAAAAUGCAUAAAUUAAAGUCUUCUCAAAGGGACAAAGUUAAAAAGUUUAUUGCAUUCACUCAAACUGGAGAAGCUACUGCUAUUUAUUGUCUUGCUCAAAAUGAGUGGAAGCUGGAACUCGCAUCUGACAACUUCUUUCAGAACCCUCAAGUCUAUUACAAGGAACCCAAAAUUUCAGUCGAUAGGAAAAGGCUAGACCUGCUGUUUAACAAAUAUAGAGAUCCCCAGGAACCAGAGAAAAUGACAGCAGAUGGUAUCGUGAGAUUUCUGGAUGAUUUAAAUCUUAGUCCAGAUUCUAAAUUGGUUCUCAUAAUUGCAUGGAAAUUCCGAGCUGCUGCUCAGUGCGAGUUCUCAAGAGAAGAAUUUAUGACUGGCAUGACAGAAUUGGGGUCAGAUUCAGUAGAGAAGCUGAAGGCUCGAUUACCCUCUUUGGAUGCUGAACUGAAAGACAAUUUAAGGUUUAAGGACUUUUAUCAGUUCACCUUCAACUAUGCUAAAAAUCAAGGUCAGAAAGGUUUAGAUCUGGACAUGGCAAUCACAUAUUGGAAUAUAGUUCUUCAGGGAAAAUUUCGCUUUUUGGACCUAUGGUGCAAAUUUCUGCAGGAUCAUCAUAAGUGUUCUAUUCCAAAGGAUACAUGGAACCUACUUUUGGAUUUUGCUCUGGUUAUAAGUGAAGAAAUGGAUAACCAUGAUGAAGAGGGUGCAUGGCCAGUUUUAAUUGAUGAUUUUGUGGAAUGGGCAAGACCAUUGGUCAAAACUUCAAAUUCCUUACACACUCAUAGUACUCAGGUUUAGUGUUAAUUAAAUUUAUUGUCUCAUUUGAUAGGCCCACUUGUCAUUUGUUGCAUAGAUUGUUUCCUCAUCACUUGGCCUUCUCCACAAAAUCUUUGUGGAGUUUUGGACCUUCUCAAGAAGUCAUGAGUUACUAUUUUUAAAGACACAGAAGAAAUGUGAUGUUGUUAUGUUUGUGAUACAAAGUAUGUUUAAACUGAAACUAGCCUUACCUUUUUUUUUUUUGUUUGUUAAAUUGUUUUGUAAAGAUCUCUUCACAUUCUUUCGUAAAGGCUUACUCAAUAUAUUCAUAGUUUUGAAUUUCUGGUGACUUUUCCUGGAUGAAAGAAUAGUAUGAAGUGUUUAAAAAAAUGGGGUAAAAUGCCCCUUUGGUAGAAUAACUUGUAACUUUUGUUUCAAGACAAAAACAAUUUUAAAUGUUGGGUGCAGAAACUUGUUAACUAGUUUGAACAUCUUGAAUGUUCUAAGGUGCCAUAGCUCAAGCACCCUUUGUGUUGGUCUAUUAAAAUUUCUAGUGAAUGUAUUGGACUAUUUUCAUUAGCAGUUUUUUGAGGGUACACGCUUCUAUUAUAGUUCAAUUCAGACAGAAAUAUUUUUUAUUAGUGUUAGGUGCUGGAAAGGAGGUACAGGAUGUAGUUUUGAUCUUGAGAUGGGUCACUUAAGUAAUCAUCUGUUACACACUCCAAUUAUGUAGAUAGAUGCCUGAUUGAUUGCACUUGAUCCAGUUAGUUUCUAUUUACUUGCAAGCCUGCUUUCCACUGUUUGCUGGUCCCCAUUCCCUCCCUCUUUUCAAUUUUAAUCGGCUUGUGUGGAGUUGUGGUCAGCUUGGUUUUUACUGUUAGGGUAGUAUUUUCUCAACCCAAUCUAGUUUUCAUCAUGGUCUGAUUUCUUACUUUCUUUGAAGUAUUGAAAUCACCCAGUUUCCAAAAACUAUCAGAAGGUAUAUAACAUGUUAUUUCCUUUGUUUGAAUUGCUGUACUAUUGUCCCUGGCUCUAAGUUAAUAGUUACCUGUCACAUCGAAUUCCAUUUGAUACAAAGAUUUAAUGACCAUACUGCCCAAGUUACACAUGUUGCUGUUCUCAAAGGUUUUCUUACGUAAUUUUCAGAAUUGUUUUUCAGGAUUCCUGUGCAAACUUGAUGUCUUUUAAUAGUAGUACAAGGGUGGCGACAAAAGUGCACUUCUAUAUUAGUACUUUGUGUUGAAAUGAGUGUAAAUGUCAUUCCUCUCAAAACAUUGUAUUAAACCUCAUUUAAAACA
Thrips palmi is the source of this 2224-nucleotide messenger RNA. It is a transcript of the gene SCCRO, whose product is annotated as DCN1-like protein 1. Gene Ontology annotation, molecular function: ubiquitin conjugating enzyme binding; cullin family protein binding; ubiquitin-like protein binding. NCBI's taxonomy places the organism in Eukaryota, Metazoa, Arthropoda, Insecta, Thysanoptera, Thripidae. Gene Ontology annotation, biological process: protein neddylation; positive regulation of ubiquitin-protein transferase activity. The transcript has 5 exons. Gene Ontology annotation, cellular component: ubiquitin ligase complex. The coding region runs from base 177 to 968 and encodes 263 amino acids. The record is from RefSeq and is a predicted model, not a curated record.